UUUUCUAUGAUAAUUUGCAUUGAGUAGAAAAGUCUCUACUUGACAGUUAUUAUUGGUUAGUAUGGUCUAGAACUUGCGGUAGAGCAAGUCGUAAUUGAUCGAGUCUAAAUAAUUGCGGUGUACAAGUUUAAUUAACUUCAAAAAUGAUGUUUAUCAAAAACUUUAAACUAUUUGUCAUUUGUGUACUAUACCUUAAUAUAUAUGUGCAAGCGCGUGCUGUCACUCGGAUGGAUGAUGUUUAUAUUUCUAGAACCGAGAACAAAUGGGUAUGUGAUAGAAUCGAAUGCCCUAUGGAUGCUUUUCGUUGUUUCGUUUCCAAAUCCAAUGAAGAGAAUUCCUCUGUUUUAAAACGUGUCAAUACUUGCUAUACCAAGGACAAUCAGGUACUGGCUCACAAAGUAUUUGAAACACCAGUGGAUCCUAGGUCCCGUAUUCGAGGACAAGUUACUUUUUUACGUAAUGAUGAUGUAAUAUCCGCUCCUAAUGGCUUAGAAAAUUACGAUGACGAAAAAUUUAAGGCUCAAGUUAAGGCUGAAAUGGAUAAGAUGCAUGCCGACAUGGCUGCCGAAAUGAAAAAAGUACAAGCAGAUAUCAAAAAAAUGAAGGAAGACAUUAGAAGAGAUAUUGAAAAUGAAAUGCGAGAUAUGCGACGUAAUCAAAUGCGAUAUACAUAAUUUGUUACAUAUUUAAUUAGUCAAAUGUCAUUAUUUUUGCAUUGUUAAUUUGCCAAAAUUAUGAUAAUAGGUCUGUUCCAUAACUAAAAGUUGUUACUAAUUUUCAAAAAAAAAAAAAUAUUUGAAAUUUGUAUUUAAAUUUUUUGUUAUUGAAAAGACAUAAUUUAUUACAAACUUUAUUAUUGAAAAUCUAUUUAAAUUUUAUUGUAAUUUUACAAAUAAAAUAUAUAUUUUUUGAGGCUCUAAU
Molecule: messenger RNA, 921 nt
Organism: Lucilia sericata (common green bottle fly)
Lineage: Eukaryota; Metazoa; Arthropoda; Insecta; Diptera; Calliphoridae
Exons: 2
Coding region: 144-674 (176 amino acids)
Source: RefSeq, a predicted model, not a curated record